Messenger RNA from Oenanthe melanoleuca, 1800 nucleotides. RefSeq names its product TATA-box binding protein (gene TBP). Lineage: Eukaryota; Metazoa; Chordata; Aves; Passeriformes; Muscicapidae. Gene Ontology annotation, biological process: DNA-templated transcription initiation. Gene Ontology annotation, molecular function: RNA polymerase II general transcription initiation factor activity; DNA binding. The record is from RefSeq and is a predicted model, not a curated record. The coding region runs from base 267 to 1175 and encodes 302 amino acids. The transcript has 8 exons.
GGCGCGCCCGUGGCGCGGGGGCGGGGCGGGCCGGGCUCCGGCGGGCGCGGAGCGCGGCGGGAGCGGAGCGAGCGCCAGGAUUUGGUUAGUGUUUUAGACUCAUAACAUAUUUCUCUGAAGCUGAUGUUUUCCUAAAACUUUCAGCUUGGCUUUAAAAGCUACUUCGCUGGAAUGUUUUAAACGGUUAAAAAACUUCUAGGAUUUGAAGUUUAUUUAAAUUAAUCGAAGGAAAUACUUCUGGCCUCACCAAAGAAAUAACUGGAAUCAUGGAUCAGAACAACAGCUUGCCACCCUAUGCUCAAGGCUUAGCCUCCCCUCAGGGUGCAAUGACUCCAGGAAUUCCAAUUUUCAGCCCGAUGAUGCCAUAUGGCACAGGACUGACGCCGCAGCCUGUCCAGAGCACCAACAGUCUGUCCAUAUUGGAGGAACAGCAGCGGCAGCAGCAGCAGCAGCAGGCAGCACAGCAAUCCACGUCACAGCAAGCCACACAGGGAACAUCUGGUCAAACCCCCCAGCUCUUCCAUUCACAGACUCUUACCACAGCCCCUUUACCAGGAACCACCCCUCUGUACCCCUCUCCAAUGACUCCAAUGACUCCAAUAACUCCUGCAACACCGGCGUCAGAGAGCUCUGGCAUAGUGCCACAACUACAGAAUAUUGUGUCCACAGUAAAUCUUGGUUGCAAACUUGACCUAAAAACUAUUGCACUUCGUGCCCGAAAUGCUGAAUAUAAUCCCAAGCGUUUUGCUGCUGUUAUUAUGAGAAUAAGAGAACCACGUACUACUGCACUGAUAUUCAGCUCUGGGAAAAUGGUGUGCACAGGAGCAAAAAGUGAGGAGCAAUCCAGACUGGCAGCAAGGAAGUAUGCAAGAGUUGUUCAGAAACUGGGAUUUCCUGCAAAAUUUUUGGAUUUUAAAAUUCAGAAUAUGGUGGGCAGCUGUGAUGUGAAAUUUCCCAUCAGACUGGAAGGAUUGGUACUCACACACCAGCAGUUCAGCAGCUACGAGCCGGAAUUGUUUCCUGGCUUAAUCUACAGAAUGAUUAAGCCAAGAAUUGUUCUGCUUAUUUUUGUUUCUGGAAAAGUGGUUUUAACUGGUGCUAAAGUACGAGCAGAAAUCUAUGAAGCAUUUGAAAACAUCUAUCCUAUUUUAAAGGGAUUCAGAAAGACAACGUAACAGUUUCUACAGCUUCAGAGAAAUCAGGGUUAUAUUUUAAAAGGUAUUGUGUAUGGCACAGCAGUAACAAGAAACGGACUUCCAGUGCAACUGCAACACCAAGACUUGGACUAUUUCCCAGUUAGUGCCUACUUCCCUGAUGCUCAAGGGGAACUGUAUUCUUGAAUAUGUCUACUGAGUUACUGUGAGUUGCUUUACUGGGCUGUUCCUGGAGCAGCCCCUCCAACUUUUAUUUAUAUUCUAGCUUUUAAAUAGUUUUAAUGCCAGUUCUAUUAAUAGAAAAUCUGUAAGUUGGUUUAAAGACAAAUGCAACUGUGUCACUCAGUGUAAAAACCACUUAAAUUGCCAUGUAUAUAUGUUUUAAGUUCCUUCCAUAAGACCAUGGUUUUUAUAAUUUUCAGAACUUUAGCUUUUAAAUUUUUCAAUUUAAAAUUUCUUUGGUGCCAGACACAUUCCCUCUUUCCAGUAUUAAGCAAGAUAGAAUAAAUUUAUUAAUUAAAAUGGCUCACUGUACAUAUAUAUAUAAUAUAUUCCUUUCUUCUCUUUCCUUCUUCAACUCCACAUGUACAAUAAACCCUGUUUAUACAACUAUGGGAACUGUCUUAAUAAAUUUUAAAAUUACCCA